Molecule: messenger RNA, 6018 nt
Organism: Cordyceps fumosorosea ARSEF 2679
Lineage: Eukaryota; Fungi; Ascomycota; Sordariomycetes; Hypocreales; Cordycipitaceae
Product: COPII coat assembly protein sec16
Exons: 1
Coding region: 1-6018 (2005 amino acids)
Biological process (GO): COPII vesicle coat assembly; Golgi organization; autophagy
Cellular component (GO): endoplasmic reticulum exit site; ER to Golgi transport vesicle membrane
Source: RefSeq, a predicted model, not a curated record
AUGGCCGAAGAAGCGCCCAAUUCAUCCUGGCAUCCGGCCAUGAUGCCCAACCGGCUGGAACAGAUCGCGCCGCCCAAGGUGGACGCUACACUCCCGUCAGACGCCAAUGGUGCAGCCACGACACCUACGAUACCCCAAGUGACGCAAACCCAUGAUUUGGGCGAUGCCUGGAUGGACCGGGAUGGUAAAGAAGAUGACGGCGAUGCUUGGCUAGUGUCCGAAGAGCCGACUGCGCAGUCCAUCGACGUUGAUGCGCCAGAGGCUACCCCUAAGCAUCACAUCUCCGAACAUACCCCUGCUACACUUCCCGAUCCUACGACCGAAGCGCAAAACUCACUGAACUCUGCUGCGAAAUCUUUGGAGAUGGAGCCCGCUGUGACCGACCCGUUUGCUGCGAACGAAGACGACGAUACCGAUGCUUGGUUUGCAGAGCCGCCGGCCCAAGAGCCUCUGCAGCCUCAAACUGGGCUAGCCAGUUUAUCGAGAAAUACCGAGCUCGCCAAAGUCGAAGAUUUCGAGCCUGCUGAUCAACAAACUGAGCACAGUACAACGAUGGAGACCAAGGCAGCACCGCAGCCAGCACCGCAGCCAGCAGAGUCCCAUCCCCGAGAAGCUGAACCACAGUCGCCUACCAAGCACGACGCUGAGACAGCUAAAGAGCCAGAGCCAGAGGUACAGGUGACACAGCCAUCGCAUCAGCUUUCUCAGCAUUCAAGCUCCAUGUCUUUCGCUCGGACCGUCUCCCACGAAAUCAGCUUCAAUGACGAUGACGAGAGUGACUGGGCACUCUCCCGAUCCAAUACCGACCAAUUCAAAUUCAUGUCCCCAACCGACCGAACAAACUCCUUCCCUCCAGUUCCACCAGCGCAGACCGCCGAGAACCUUUUCCCUGCACACCCGCUACCUUCUUCACAAGCCCUCGACGUUGUUGAAGAAGUUGACAAGAAUCCAUUCGCCGAGGCCGAUCCAGAGGAACCGAAAAUGUUCUGGGAAAACGAUGGCGCCGAUGAUCAUGCACAGGGGUUUUUCCAAACAGUUGGCGGUGAGAUUGGGGAUUCUGCUACAGAAGCAUCGCAAUCUCGCUUCGAGGAAGGCCUACCACUACUUCCAGCUCACGCAGAAGCUGUCGCAAGUGAUGCUGAGCAAUCAAAGAACCCUUUCGACUCCUUCGAGGCAGAGGACACAGUCGACGAUUUCUUCUCCAACGUCCAGCACAGUGAGCCUACUGACGACUUCUUGGCUCCGAUUCAGCGCAAGUCUACCAUGCAAGUUAUUGGGAAUACCCUAAACGGAGGACCGACCGUACAACAGCCUGCAUUCGACGCACUGGAAGAACACGCCGACGAACAUCAUCCUAGCCAGGCUCCCACGGAUGCAUUUGAUGCAGCGGUCAUGGAUGAAAGUCAGCCAGACGCCGCCGAAGCCCCGGCUGAUCUCUCCGCGAAGUGGCAGGAAGCCUUUGGAACUGGGGACGAUGAUGACGAUUUUCUUCUGGACGACAGCCGCGUUGAUGAUGCGGCGGUUGAUACUGCUGGCUUCUUGGGAAGCGAUGAUGAAGGCCUCUUGGACGAAGAUGACGAUGUGCCCGCUGUCACUGAGCCAAAGACGCCUGCAACCAACCCAUAUUUUCCAACUCCGGCCCAGACACAAUCUCCAUCUGUUUCUGCACCAUCAACUUCCUAUGGGUAUGCAGCGCAGCCUCCACAGCAAACACCCUACGGGGGCGCGUUUGGCUAUGCCCCAGCUGUACCGCCUCAAACUGAUGCUCCAAAGGCUGAGAGCUUUGCAGACAAGGCCAAGGGCGGAUACUCUUCUCCAUAUGACCUGCCAACGGACCUCGUCAGCAUGAAUGUCAAGCCUCGGAAGAGACCAAGCUUGCCAACCGCGACCCAAGAACCAACUCAUCCACCCAUGUCUGCUCCUCCACGCCCAGCGAAUGCGUACGCGCCGCCUCCUGGGCCAUCUGCAUCCGCUCCUCCCACGCAGGCGCCACCUUCUCGAUCCGUCAGCCGACAGGGUGGCUUCUUUGAAGAUCUCCCUGUGACCGCGAAACCACGCCCCGGCUCGCGUUCAAGUCAUCGUGCCGCCUCGCCUACCAAACAGUAUGGCAACGCAAGCCCGACUUCUACUGCGCCUCCACCGCCUGCCCUGAACCAGCAGUACCAGUCGCCGCCCCUGGAGCGGUCUACGGCGCCAGAGGCGUCCGUUCUAAACUUGGUCGCGCCGCCCAAGGUAAAUCCGUAUGCCGCGUUGCAGACAGGCUCUGCACAACCCCCAGGGCCGGCCUCCAAUGCUACUAGGUACUCUCCAUCUCCCGCUCAACUACACAAGGGAAGCUCAGCUCCUCCACCUGCCGCGCCAAACCGUUUCUCUCCCGCGCCUCCUCUGCCGCGCCAAAACAGCUCACCAACUCAGAUUGUUACUGCUUCCGCGUCGCAAACAUACCUUCCACACUUGCCCAGAACUUCAAGCCCCUUGGCUCAAUUUGAGAUCCACCACGACAAGUCUGCUACCGGUGCUGAUUCUGGCCAUCUUGACAGACGUGCUAGCUAUAACCAUGAACCGAGAUUGAAUCGCGUGUCAUCACUUCCGCCAACGCGGGAGGUCGAUGAAGAGGAGGAAUCACAGGCCGCCAACCUGCCUGGAGCACCUCACCAAGCUCCCUCUGCUGCUGCAAGAUACAGCCCUGCUCCCCGGCAGACCCCAGGUGUACCGUCUAGUCUGUCACCCCAGAAGCGUAAUACUAGCAACUACCUGCCUCAAUCUGCGCCACACCAACCCAACUUUGCCCCUCCCGUUCGGGCCCAGACACAAUCUCCCGGAGCCACUCGCAGUACUCACCAGCAAGCGCGCCCGGCCUCUGCUCAUACUAAUGCGGCCCCAACUUUUGGUCAAGUUGCUCAGCAGACACACGCGAUGCCCGUCCGCACUCGAGGUGCAUCUCUUACUAUGAACAUGGUCCCUCCCACGGAUGGUCGCGAACAUGAUCCACUUCAGCGCUGGCAAGGUGUCCCCAUUCUCUCCUGGGGAGUAGGCGGUGCCAUGGUGACUUCAUUUCCCAAGAGCACGCCGCGCUACACCAUGAACCAAUCGGCGCCGACGAUGCUGAGAACCCCUGGAGAGGUCAAAGUCAAGAGCAUGAAGGAGAUCGAGCCGUUACCCGAGCAGCUGGCGAAAUUCCCAGGUCCUCUGCGAGGCAAGUCGAAGAAGAAGGAUGCUCUGGCCUGGUUGUCCUCCGGAAUUACCGCACUAGAACGCGAAUUGCCUGAUGUCUCCCUGAGCCCUCAGCUAUCGUUGGAAGCAAAGAGAUCUAUCGAGCGACUGCUCCUGUGGAAGAUUCUCCGAGUCUUUGUCGAAUUCGACGGGCACUUGGAAGGAUCUCCGGCCGUUGACAAGGCAGUUCGGGAAGUUUUGUCGGUAAGAGGGAAGGAAGAUGACCUGCUGCCGACUGGGUCGAGCGUCAGCCAGAUGGCGCCACUCACUGGCAUGAAGACUGAUGACGUCGGCUCCGCUGCCAUGGAAAGCAUAAAAGACAGCCUGCUUAAAGGCGACCGUGAAUCGGCUGUCUGGGCGGCUGUUGACAAGCGCCUUUGGGGCCACGCUAUGCUGAUUGCCCACACUACCUCACCUGAACUUUACAGCCGAGUGGCGCAAGAAUUCGUACGAAAAGAGGUCAACUACCCUGGUCACAGCAACCGGUCUCUUGGCGCAUUCUACAAGGUUCUGUCUGGGAACUUUGAGGACUGUGUUGAUGAACUGGUACCUGUCCACGCGCGUGCUGGUCUGCAGCUGAUGUCUACUGAUGCAGACUCGGGACCAACGCAGGAUGUUCUAAGCGGCUUGGAAAACUGGAGGGAAACUGUGUCCUUGAUACUCAGCAACAGAAGCGAUGAUGAUAUCCGUGGGUUAAAUGCCCUCGGAAAACUCCUAUCAGGCUAUGGUCGGGCUGAAGCUGCGCAAAUCUGCUUCAUUUUCAGCAGGGCCAUUUCUGUCUUUGGUGGCGUUGACGACCCGAACGCCGACUUCGUCUUGGUUGGCGCAGAUCAUCACAAGCAGACGGACCAGUUCGCUAAAGAAACUGAGGCACUACAGCUAAGUGAAGUUUACGAGUACGGUUUGACGCUGUCCGGUGCCGCGAAUCUCGCAGCCGGUGCCCCUCAUUUAGCAGGGUAUAAGCUUCAACAUGCGACAGUACUCGCUGAACAUGGAUACCGUGAUAAGGCUCUACAAUAUUGCGAUGCUAUCCUCACUUCCAUGAGCGCCCAAACUCGCCGAUCACCAUACCACCACCCCCUUCUGGAGGCUUCUGUCGACGAUUUUAUGAGACGUUUAAAGCAGGCUCCCAAGGAUGAUGGUACAAGCUGGAUGUCUAAGCCAAGCAUGAACAAGGUUUCUGAUAGUAUGUGGAAUCGGUUCAACAAAUUCGUCUCUGGAGAUGAAGAGGGCAACGGGCAAGCUGGUGCAGAUGGUGAACAUGGCCCGUUCGCUCGCAUCGCCUCGACACCAAAUAUCAGCCGCUCGCCGUCUGUCUCGAACUUCGAAACUUAUGGAGCUUCACCCAACUACGGAGUGCCAGCUUUGCCUCCACAAGCCUCAGCAGCGAACUCUCGAUAUGCCCCAGCUACAACCCCUGCUGCUGCCACGGCCCAGAACCCAUAUGACUUUGUCUCACAGCAGCCAGCUCCUGUGCAACAGCAAAUGAAUGGCCGUACGUCGAACGAAUACAGUGCUAGCCCCUAUGAGCCUGCCUAUCCCAGCACCGGCGGCAUUGAUUCCGGAUACCCUGGCUUCAACAAAAGCGCGCCUGAGCUGUCGCAUCAAACCAAUCAGCCUGCAGUCUCCUCUUAUCAUCCCCAAGCAUCAAGCACCGCUGCUCACCCUUAUGGUCUACAACCUUCUCCUAGCAUCACAGCUGAGCCUAAUUCGAAUGCCAACUAUGGCUACCAUGGCUACCAACCUACUACCAGCUAUGAGCCGGCCCAGCCUGCUGAGGCCGACGUCCCCAAGGUCGAUGACGCCGCCAAUGUCGGGUACCAGCCGCCCACCACGCAGAGCCAUGGAUUUGAGCCGCCAUCGAUGCAGCCUUACGGAUACGAUCCUCCGUCAACAGAACCACAAAGCUACGAGCCUCAGUCGACACAAUCGCAAGGCUACGAGCCGCCAUCAGCGGAGCCGCAAGGCUAUGAGCCUCCUUCUGGCCACUUCCAGGGAUACGAAGCACCAUCGAUCCAGUCUUACGGCUAUGAGCCUCCCUCGUACCAGCCCGAUAUGAACAAUGAUGCCGAAGACGCCGCGCCCAAAUCAAAGAAGAAAAGCUUCAUGGACGAUGACCAGGAUGUCAUCCCAGCUCUGAAGGCCGCAGAUGGCAAGUCCAAGGCUGAUUUAGAUCGCGAAAAUCAAGAAAUGUUCAAGAAGGUUGCGGAAGAAGAAGCCAAACGAGCUGCAGAAGCAGCCGCAGCCAAGAAGUCAGGCGGCUGGGGCUUCGGUGGCUGGUUCGGUGGCUCCAAGAAAGCGGAACUUGGAAGCGGCGAGGCAUCACCUCAGAAGGCCAUCAAGGCUAAGCUGGGAGAAUCUAACAGCUUUGUGUACGACCCUGACCUGAAGCGGUGGAUCAACAAGAAGGCUGGCGCCGAGCAGACUGAGGCUCCCAAGGCCGCGCCGCCUCCGCCGAGAGGUGGUGCGCCUCGCUCCGUCAGCGGUACGCCUCCCCCGAGUGCUAUUGGCCCGCCUACCGGAGUCCUGGCACGGUCCGCGUCAACCUCCAAUCUCAAGGCGGGCACCAUGCCGCCCCCUACCAGUGGCCUGGGGAUCAGCGCUCCGCCGCUCAUGAUGCGCUCCGACUCCAACGCCAGCGGUGGCGGCGCGCCGACGCCGCCUAGUGGGCCGCCGAGCCGUCCGGCCACGAGCAUCAGCAACGCCAGUAGUAUUGACGAUUUGCUGGGCGCCGCUGGACCGCGCAAGGCUGCGGGCAAGAAACCUCGCAAGAGUGGCCGCUACGUGGACGUCAUGGCCAAAUAA